GCUAAUCAAAGUAUUAACAUUGCUAUAAAUUAUAGUAAUACUAAUAAAACUAUUAUGAUAAGUCUGAAGGAAACUGCUAUUACUUAUGCUUCAGCUAUAACUACAUCAUGCGAAUUAGCUGUUGGGUUAACACAAGUAGUACCUUGUCUAAAAUUCACAUCUCCUUCAACUUAUGGAAAUAGGAUCAAUAUUUAUGAUACUGAUAGGAAUAAUUUGGGUAAAUCACAAAAAGCUGAUACAAAUGCUGUUAGACAGGUUGCAAUCUCUCAUAUACUUACAAAUUUUUCUGUACUAACAAUUUCACUACUCAUACCUUCGCAACUAGGGAUGG
Messenger RNA from Scutellospora calospora, 331 nucleotides. NCBI's taxonomy places the organism in Eukaryota, Fungi, Glomeromycota, Glomeromycetes, Diversisporales, Gigasporaceae. The record is from the annotation of a GenBank genome assembly.